Molecule: messenger RNA, 2709 nt
Organism: Leptonychotes weddellii (Weddell seal)
Lineage: Eukaryota; Metazoa; Chordata; Mammalia; Carnivora; Phocidae
Source: RefSeq, a predicted model, not a curated record
GCCCCAGACUCCGCUAACCUUGCAGCCAGGCCUGUCCCAGGCAGGUGACUUCCUUCCCAGCACUGGCCCACCCUGGCCAUGGUUGCCACAGAGCUGCCUUGUGCUUCUGGCUGAGUCCAAGACUCGGGUCCUGGGGACAGAGGCUGUCUGUCUUCAGAGCCCAGCGUCUGGCCGAGGCUGACCAGGCUAGGGAGCAAUCACAGGGACGACUCAGCGCCUGUCUGCUUCCCUUCUUGAUGCCUCUGAACCCACGGAGUGCAGCCGUGGUGAGCCAUGAGCUGUGCCGCCGACCUCCCAGCAACUCGCUUGCACACACAUCUCGGGGCUUCUUGAAACAGACAAAGCCAGGCUCCUGGCCCCAUUUACAGAGGAGGAAAUUGAGGCCAGAGGGAGUCUGGGGGACUUGCCAGAGUCACUGUGGUGUUUGCACGGUGGCCUCCAGAACAGAGGUCUACGUCCCAACCCUCACCCAGAACCGGCAAGCUUGGCCUUAGUUGGAACUUGCCGACUUUGCUGAUGGGAUUAACAUAAGAAUCUUGAGAUGGAAUCAUCCAGGAUCAGGGUGGGUCCUGACUCCAAUGACAAGUGUCCUGAUAAGAGAUGAAAGUAGAGAAGACACGGACACAGAGGAGAAGGCACGUGACACAGAGAAUGGAGGGAAGUGACCACAAGCCAAGGAGCACCUGCAGCCCCCAGAAGCUGGAAGAGGCAAGAAGGACCCUGUCCUAGAGCUUCCAGAGGGAGCACAGCUUGCUGACACCUGGACGUGGGGCUUCAAGCAUCCAGAACUGGGAGACAGCACACUUCUGCUGUUUUAAGUCCUUGGUCUGUGGUCAAGGACACUCACACAGUGACUGAGAAGAGUUGAGGCCCGGGACCCUUGAAUCCACUUUCUCCCACUGGCACCCCUUCUUCCCCUUAAAGAUUGCCAGAGCGUGGAGCUCUGUCCUCGGAGACCCCAUGCCUUGGUAGGCAGGCCGGCCUGGGCCCAGGGCCAGCUAAUGAGAAUGGUGACAGUAGGGACUGUCCAUCAGUAAGUGGCAGCUGGGCCUUGACCUGGGUUGUCUGAGCCGUGCCCUGUCCCCCCAGGUGCGGGCCAUGAGGCUGUCCUUCGUGGGGGAGCUGGGCUGGGAGCUGCAUGUGCCCAGGCCAGCCUGUGUACCCGUUUACCAGGCUGUGAUGACUGCAGGCGCCAAGCAUGGCCUCGUCAACGCCGGGUACCGGGCCAUCGACUCCCUGAGCAUUGAGAAAGGCUACCGGCACUGGCAUGCCGACCUGCGCCCCGAUGACAGUCCCCUGGAGGCAGGCUUGGCCUUCACCUGCAAGCUCAAGUCGGCCGUCCCCUUCCUGGGACGGGAGGCCCUGGAGAAGCAGCGGGCCGAGGGCCUCCGCCGACGCCUGCUGUGCUUCACGGUGGAUGAAAAAGUGCCCAUGUUCGGCCUGGAGGCCAUCUGGAGAAAUGGCCAAGUGGUGGGCCACAUCCGGAGGGCUGACUUUGGGUUCGCCAUCGACAAGACCCUGGCCUACGGCUACAUCCGGGACCCCAGCGGCGGGCCGGUCUCGCUGGACUUUGUGAAGAGUGGGGACUACGCUCUGGAGCGGAUGGGGGUGACCUACCCUGCCCGGGCUCACCUGAAGUCCCCCUUCGACCCUGACAACAAGAGGGUGAAGGGGUUCUACUGACAUGCCCACGGGGCAGAACUUCCACGGAUCAGGAGGCCGAGACCUGCUCCAUCCCUCGCUGACCAUCCACACAGGGCCCGCCACCCUGGCCCAGGUCCUGGACCCCGACCAGAACAUGGGUCUUCCCUGCUCUUACUCCAGGCCUGCUAACCCCCCAAACAGAUACCAGCUGAGUGGACAGAAGACUCAGAGGGCCCAUCCUGUGGUCACUGACCAAAGGAUGGUCGCUAGCCAACCCCUACCCCCCCACAAAACAACCGUGUAAAGUCUUGGGCUCAGGCAGCGUGCCGUGUGGCCCUCUACAAGCUUCCGGGAAGAUGCUCAGUUAGCACUUUACACCCAGUGUAAAAGCAGGGAGGCGGAGUUCCGUCUGGAAUCCCAGGCCUGCCUGACAGGCGGACCGCCCAGAGCAUCACUGGAGAGCUUCCGGGUGCGUCUGGAAUUAGGCACAAAGUAAGGAUUGACUAGACCUGUCUGCCGUGGGCGCAGUAUGGGAAGCAUAGAGCAGGUAUGCCAGCUUGGCUCGGUCCCCGCGGUCAGGCCAUGGGGCAGGAUGGCCCAUUUCCCAGAUGCUGGUAGGGAAGGGAGUCUAGAAAGUAAGCUCUUCCUGCCUUGACCUGCUUUUCACUUGGGAAAGCCUUCUGACCAUUGCCAGCUCAUGAAAUAGGUGAGCAGGAGCAGGGCGUGGGAGGGGUCUCCCCUUGCCUGCCCUCUCUCCCUCCCGGCUCACACACCUACAGGAUUUCGAUGGCCACCGGGCAGCCCAGGGGCCGGGCAGCCCCAGCAAAGCUGCACCACGCGGUCCUGCCCAGGCUUGCCUGACCCUCUGGGGAACAGAAGACGACAGACGUGCAGGGGACAGGGAGGACGGGAUUCCCGCGGACACACACAAGAAGCAGUGGGGGGAUCGGGGUGUAGGCAGUCCUUGGCGGGCCCUGGCUGCUUUCAGAUGCUCACACACCAGCCAGCCCCGCUGUGGACUGAGCUGGAACAGGUCAGGCUAAUAAAGUCAAAGUCGUGGGAAGA